This is a messenger RNA of Paramecium primaurelia, 1889 nucleotides long. NCBI's taxonomy places the organism in Eukaryota, Ciliophora, Oligohymenophorea, Peniculida, Parameciidae. The record is from the annotation of a GenBank genome assembly.
AUGAGAAAGAUAUUAUCCUCAGCAAUUGCAAUAAGUCUUAGACGUACUCCAUUAGUAGUUCCAAAACGUACAUAACGUUUAGCAGCUACUUUAAUAUCUCUUCCACUAAUAAGAUAUGGCUUUUAAGUAUGAGAUCCAAUAUAGAUUAGACACUAAAUCUUAAUGAUGCCUAUGAAGUUUCAAUAGAAGAUAAUCUAACCGAAGGAGAAAUGAGAGAAGUAUAAGUUGGUCCAAAAAAAGAAGAUGCUGUUUUAGUAUGCAAAGUUGAUGGACAGAUCUAUUGUGUUUCUAAUUCAUGUCCACAUGUAGGAGCUCCACUUUCUGCAGGAUUCUUAGUUGGUGAUAAAGUCAAAUGUCCAUUUCAUAAUGCCAGUUUUUCAGUUAAAGAUGGUGCUCAUGAAGAAGGACCAAUGUUUAGAGGAUUAUAAACAUUCCCUGUCAAAUAAGAAAAUGGAUAAUUAGUUAUAAGAGUAGAAAAAUCAUUAUUAAAUGCUCCAAGAACAUUAAAUAUGGUAACAAAAGGUGAUGAUCCAACACAUGUAGUGAUUGUUGGUGGAGGGUAUAAUUAUUGAUUAAAUUUAUAAGAGUAUCUGGUUAGAGUGCAGCUGAGACACUUCGUUAGGCUGGAUUUAGAGGAAGAAUUACUAUUAUUACAGCUGAGGAUUCAUUACCUUAUGAUAGAACUCCUAUGAGCAAGAUGACAUUUAUGGUUAAAUAAUAGGGUUUGUAAAUUAGACCCUAAUCAUUUUAUGAAUAGUAUGGAAUAGAUGUAAAGACUAAUACUACAGUUGACUCAAUUGAUAUUAAUAAUUAAGAUGUUGUUGUUGGAUAAGAGAAAAUUCAUUAUGAUAAAUUAUUAUUGGCAACAGGUGGUACUGCUCGUAGACCUCAAUUAGAUGGAGUUAAUUUAGGAAAUGUACACACUUUAAGAUAAUUCAAUGAUUUAUAAUCAAUAAGAGAUAAAGCAAAGACAGCAAAAAAUAUAGUAGUUGUAGGUGCUUCAUUUAUUGGAAUGGAGACAGCUUCAGCUAUUAAAAAAGAAUUAAAAGAUUAAGUCAAUAUAAUAGUUGUAGAUAGUACAUCUGUUCCAUUUGAGAGAGUUCUUGGUAAAGAAGUAGGAGGAUCUUUAUAAAAAUUACAUGAAGCUAAUGGAGUUGAAUUUGAAUUGAAUGCUGGAGUCAAAAGAAUUGGUGGAGUUGGUUAAGUAUAAAGAGUUGAUUUAUUAAAUGGAAAAUCAUUAUAAGCAGAUUUAGUUAUUUUAGGAACAGGAAUUCAACCAAAUAAUAAACUUGCUAAAGAUUAAUUAAAAAUAUCUCCAAAUGGUGGUAUUGAAACAGAUGUGUUCUUGAAAGCUGCCAAGAAUGUUUAUGCAUCAGGUGAUAUUUCAAGUUAUCCAUAUUGGGUUACUGGUGAACAUGUUAGAAUUGAACAUUAAAAUGAAGCUGUUAGAUAAGGGUAAGAUAUUUAAUUAAUUUUAGAUAUGUUGCUGCUUUGAAUAUUUUAGGUAGACCAACUCCUUUGACAGAUGUACCAUUCUUUUGGACUAGAUAAUGGGAUAGAACCUUAGCAUAUAGUGGAGUUGGAUAAGGAUUUGAUGAAGUUAUUGUGGAUGGAGACUUAAGUCAAUAAAAAUUUGUUGCUUAUUAUGCUAGAAAAGGACGUGUUGUAGCUUCUGCUAGUAUGAAUACUCCUAAUGUAUGAUAUUUUUAUUUAUUUUUAAGGCUUAAAUGAUUAUAUCUGAAGCAUUAAGAUUGAAUGUUAUGCCAAGUGCUGAGGAUUUAAAGGAAAAGAAGGUCAAUUUAGAUGAUAUUAAGAAGAUUGUCUUAAGCAAAGGAUCAUCUUGCCAUUGUAAACGUGCUGGAUAAUGCUAAUCAUAAUUAUGAGUAUGA